Tarenaya hassleriana is the source of this 1784-nucleotide messenger RNA. Its product is annotated as CBL-interacting serine/threonine-protein kinase 5-like. NCBI's taxonomy places the organism in Eukaryota, Viridiplantae, Streptophyta, Magnoliopsida, Brassicales, Cleomaceae. The coding region runs from base 389 to 1711 and encodes 440 amino acids. The record is from RefSeq and is a predicted model, not a curated record. Gene Ontology annotation, molecular function: protein kinase activity; ATP binding. The transcript has a single exon. Gene Ontology annotation, biological process: signal transduction; protein phosphorylation.
AAUAAUAGAAAGCGGGCGGAAAGGAAAAAUAUACACACACGCAUAUUUGUAUGUAUGUAUAUAACUCUGUUCUGUGAAUCUGUGGUCUUUCGAACCAAGGGGCAGCAGAAAAGAAAAACUUUGUGCGACGCUCUGAACAUACUCUCUCUCUCUCUCUCUCUCUCUCUCUCUCUCUCUCAUUUAGGGUUUCUAUUUGAAUCAACGGAUCUGUGAUCGCUGUCAAUGGAGUUGUUCUGUGUCAAUAUAUCCUAGAAUCUCUCAUGGAUUCCUCUUCACCGGAAUACCUACGCUACCGCCAUGACCAACUCUUCUCCACGUUCAUCAUAAUCCUCUCUGUGACUUCAUCGUUUUUCUCUUCCUGUUGUCCUCUUUCUCGCCUGCUGUGAAAAUGGAGGAAGAACGGCGCAUUCUGUUCGGGAAAUACGAGAUGGGGAGGCUGUUAGGCAAAGGCACCUUCGCCAAGGUCUAUUACGGUAAACAGAUCACCGGCGGCGAGAGCGUCGCGAUCAAGGUUAUCAACAAAAAUCAAGUGAUGAAGAAACAGGGGAUGAUGGAUCAGAUCAUGCGAGAGAUUUCGAUUAUGAGAUUGGUUCGUCAUCCCAACAUCGUCGAGUUGAAGGAGGUCAUGGCCACCAAGACGAAGAUCUUCUUCGUCAUGGAGUACGUCAGAGGCGGCGAGCUCUUCGCUAAGAUCGCCAAGGGGAAGCUGGCGGAGGAUGUUGCCAGGAGAUAUUUCCAGCAAUUGAUCUCAGCUGUUGAUUUCUGCCACAGUAGAGGCGUCUCUCACCGGGAUCUUAAACCGGAGAAUCUCCUCCUCGACGAGAACGGAGAUCUGAAGGUCUCCGACUUCGGGUUAUCGGCGUUACCGGAACAGCUCCUGAAAGACGGAUUGCUCCACACGCGGUGCGGAACUCCGGCGUAUGUGGCGCCGGAGGUUCUCCGGAAGAAGGGGUACGACGGCGCCAAGGCGGACAUCUGGUCGUGCGGCGUCAUCCUGUAUGCGCUUCUCUCCGGAUUUCUUCCGUUUCAGGACGAGAAUCUAAUGAACAUGUACCGAAAAAUAUUCAAGGCGGACUUCGAAUUCCCUCCCUGGAUUUCGUCGGACGCGAGGAGAUUGAUCUCGAAGCUUCUCGUCACCGAUCCGGAGAAACGGAUCUCGAUGCCGGCGAUCAUGCGAACGCCAUGGUUCCGUAAGAAUUUCACUAGCCCACUCGCGUUCAAAAUCGACGAGCCGAUCUCCUCGCCAAACAGCAAAAACGACGGAGGAGGAGAUCAGAUUACAGAUCAAGCAGAGAAAUCGAUCUCACCGAGAUUCUUCAACGCCUUCGAGUUCAUAUCAUCGAUGUCAUCGGGAUUCGACCUGUCGAGCCUGUUCGAGAGCAAGAGGAAGCCGAGGACGAUGUUCACGUCGCGAUGCUCAGCGGCGGCGAUAAUGGCGAAGAUCGCAGGGGUGGCGAAGGAGAUGAACAUGAGGGUGAAGAAGACGAAGGAAUUCAAGGUGAAGAUGGAAGGGAAGACGGAAGGGAGGAAGGGAAGGUUGUCGGUGACGGCGGAGGUGUUCGAGGUAGCGCCGGAGGUCGCCGUCGUUGAGCUCUGCAAAUCCUCCGGCGACACUUUGGAGUACAAUAGAUUCUACGAAGAAGACGUAAGGCCGUCGUUGAAGGACAUCGUGUGGACGUGGCAGGGCGAUAAUCAUAAUCAUAAUAAUUAGACUGUAAACGGUGAUGUGGAAUUUUGGGAGUUUUUGUAUUUUUAAAUUUGGUUUGGGUAAUAUUUUUGUAAAU